This is a messenger RNA of Aspergillus affinis, 1758 nucleotides long. RefSeq names its product bifunctional fumarylacetoacetate hydrolase/alpha/beta hydrolase family protein. Bases 1 to 1758 code for a protein of 585 amino acids. The record is from RefSeq and is a predicted model, not a curated record. The transcript has a single exon. Lineage: Eukaryota; Fungi; Ascomycota; Eurotiomycetes; Eurotiales; Aspergillaceae. Gene Ontology annotation, molecular function: acetylpyruvate hydrolase activity.
AUGACUGUUUCCGGAGUUAACGCCCUCACCAACUAUGUGGCAUACCUGGAGCCCGAAAGGGGCCCUCGGAUCGGCCAUCUCGAAUUUGAGACCUCGACUAUCACCCCCCUGUCCUUCAAAUCUGGCACACCAUUGACGGAUCUUUACCAGGUUAUCACUGCCGGGGGGGAUGGUAUUACACCGUCCGGCACCCAGUCUUUGCCUCUGUCAAGCGUGAAACAUCUGCCCCCUAUCUCGGGUCGGGAUGUGCUUGCCGUCGGAAAAAAUUACGUCGAACAUGCUCGCGAAUUCAACUCCUCAGGAUACGAUGCCAGUGACAAAGUUGAUCAGCCGACGCACCCUGUCAUUUUCACCAAGCGCGCGACUUCCAUCGUCGGUCCAGGGGACGAGAUUCUUCUGCAUCCAAACUUUACAGAGACCGUCGACUACGAGGGGGAGAUUGGCGUUAUCAUUGGGAAGACAGGCUUCCAAGUCACGGAAGAGAAUGCGAUGGACUACGUAUGGGGGUAUUCAAUCAUAAAUGAUGUUACUGCACGGGAACGUCAGCGCGAUCAUAAACAAUUCUUCCUUGGCAAAUCGCCUGAUACCUUCUGCCCAAUCGGCCCAGUUGCGGUUCCCAAGCAGAGCCUGCCAGCCAACCUAAAGAUUCAGACUUUCGUGAAUCAAGAGAAGCGUCAGGAAGCCACUCUUAGUGAUCUUAUCUUCAGCAUUCCUAAGCUUGUCGCCACCAUUAGUGCCGCUCAGACAUUACAAGUUGGUGAUGUCCUCGCCACUGGUACUCCUGCGGGCGUUGGAUUUGGGUUCAGACCCAUGAAGUUUUUGAAGACAGGCGACGAGAUCAGUGUCUCCGUCACUGGACUAGGAACUUUGACAAAUCGGAUUGCCACUUGCGACGCGGUCAACACUACCUCUGAGCGCAGGGAGUCUCAUAUUCCUGUGACCAACCAAAAGGCGCCUUUCAACUCGGGGCUGACCAACAUCAAUGGAAAAUAUCUUUUCUACCAACGCCUGGGUCUUGAGAAUGGGCCUCCGGUGUUCUUCAUCCAUGGGCUAGGAGGAUCCUCAAACUACUUCUAUCCGCUUAUCGCAAAGUUGCGGUCGACACAUGCCUUGUAUCUCUUGGAUUUGGAAGGACAUGGACUCUCACCAACGUCAGCUCUCAGCUCUCUUUCUAUUGCAUCUUUUGCGCAGGAUUUCUAUCAUAUGUCACAAGCUGCAGGAGUCAAAAAUGAUGUAAACGUGAUCGCCCAUUCAAUGGGCUGUCUAGUGGCUCUCAAGCUUGCCUUGAACCAUCCCGAGCUAAUCUCCAAGCUCAUCCUCAUGGGCCCUCCCCCGAAUCCACUCCCUGAAUCAGGAGCUCAAGGCUCGUAUGCCCGGGCCGCACUCGUCCGGAAGGAGGGAAUGUUGAGUGUUGUUGACGCAAUCACCGCGGCUGGAACAUCGACCUACGUUCAGCAGCACAAACAUUUGGCUGUCGCCGCGGUUCGCAUCUCUCUUCUCGGUCAGAAUGCAGAGGGUUAUGCCAAGGCAUGUGCAGCACUUGCUGGAUCUGCCGCCGAUGUCUUGGAUGUGGCCCGUCUUCGCGUUCCCGUUUAUAUCGUGACAGGUGAGGAAGACAAGGUCAGCCCCCCGGCCCUCUGUCAGCAAUAUUCCCAGGCAACUGGAGGUGGAGACGUCGAGGUGCUCCCGAAUGUCGCACACUGGCAUCUGUUUGAGGAUGAGGAUCGAGUUGUCAGGGCGGUCCUGGCGCAGAUUUGA